Molecule: messenger RNA, 1596 nt
Organism: Triticum urartu
Lineage: Eukaryota; Viridiplantae; Streptophyta; Magnoliopsida; Poales; Poaceae
Product: regulator of nonsense transcript protein
Biological process (GO): gravitropism; regulation of auxin polar transport
Source: RefSeq, a predicted model, not a curated record
CGACUGCUACCCAUCACCCGAUCACCCUCUCCUGCCUCGCAUCUGCAGUGCCUACCUUCUCUUCUUCUUCCUCCUCCAUUAUUAAAGCCCUCCUCGCCCUCUCCGCCUCUCCGAUCACCUACUCGUCCGAGCCUCUCCAAGAUGACGCUCCUUGGUUGGAUGCACCGGAAGCUGCGAAGUAAUAACGACGUGUUCAAAGAGUUCAACACCGCCGGAGGUGGGGCCUGCAACUGCAUCGCUGGACUAGCCUCACCGGACGAUGAGUACUACGGUGAUGAUGCUUUCGUCGCCAACAAUCCUUCACCGCCGGUCAACGCCGACGACCUCUUCACCUUCGGCGGCAGUGGCCUCCUCACCAUUGGCACGCUAGGCUUCGCCGCCGUUAACAUUCCUGGAGAACAUGAGGGUGAUGGAGAUUAUGACGUCGAUGAUGAAGACUGUGUCGACAUUGACCUUGACAGCAUCGAUGGCACCAUCGGGGAAGUUGAUAAUGGUGAUGUUGAGGAUGGUGCCGCCACACCUACCUUCACCUUCCCCCAGCUUGAGGCUACCGCCACCGAGAAGGUGAUGGUCACCGUCGAGGCGAUCGCGGAGAAAGAUGAUGUCGCCACCACGGAGGACGACCUCAUGUUGGUGAGCGCUGAGUUGGAGAAGUUCCUCGGGGGCAGCAACGUGCCGUCGGCGCGAGUGAGCUUCGCCAUGGGGAUCGAUUGCCCAUUGCAGGGCUUCCUACUUGGUUCCCCAGUGUGCAGCGACACUGAAUCAUGGCCAGAGAAGCCAAACGGCGGUGGACGUCGUGCCUCGCUUGGUGAGCUGUUCAUGCGGACACGCUUCACGGAAGAGAAGGGGGCCCUGGUCGCCGUCCAAGAGAGCGAGGAUGGUGGGGAAAGGGAGGAAGGGCAAGUAGGGAAAGGCGGAGACGGCGGUCACAAAAGGACGAAGAAGUGGAGGGUGAAGGAUGAGAAAGGCGCUGGCGGUGACGGAGUGCCAGCCAGUGCAACGGCCAAGAGCAAGUUUCAAAAGAUCCUGAAAAUCUUCCACAGGAAAGUCUACCCUGAAAGCACUAUGCUGACCAAGAAGAACCGCAAGCGGGGUACCCCAGACAACGGCGGCGGUGGCGGUGCCACCAACGAGUCGGUGCCCUCACCGACUCCGAAGAAGACCGGGCCACGCAGGCUGAGCUUCGGCUGCUGCUGCACGAAGCGCUCCUUCAGCGCCUCCCUUGUUGACGACGGCGGUGAGGAGCUCAACGGCGACAAGAGUGGCCACUGGAUCAAGACCGACGCAGACUACCUGGUACUGGAAUUAUAGAUGGAUGCAAGGAAGCAGGAAGAAUCAACAACUGUUGGCCUGAACGUGAUGAUGAACGAAUGGAGCAUAUAUAGUGAGUAUGUAUCAUAUGUGUUUUCCAAUCCUUAUCCCCCUGAAUGUGUUGUAUGUGUCAAGAGCAUAAAGAGGGAAAACGACUGUGAAAUUAUAUCAAUCAAGUGUGUGGUGAUGUGUACAUGUCCCUGUGGGCUUGUGACAGAGAUCACCACGACGUGUACUAAGAUUUGAUUUGCCUCCUGUUGAUGCGAUUGGUGCUUUGAGAACUUA